Messenger RNA from Botrytis byssoidea, 285 nucleotides. RefSeq lists its product as uncharacterized. NCBI's taxonomy places the organism in Eukaryota, Fungi, Ascomycota, Leotiomycetes, Helotiales, Sclerotiniaceae. The coding region runs from base 1 to 285 and encodes 94 amino acids. The transcript is spliced from 2 exons. The record is from RefSeq and is a predicted model, not a curated record.
AUGGCACAUCCCAAAGUCGUACCAGCUCUUCUCACAGGAACAGGAAAGGUUAUUCAUCCGCCACAGAAUGAAGAAGAGACUACUACCUUGGUAGAAGAACUCUGUCCUACUGUCGAGAGCGCAAAUGAUGCCACUUAUCGUACGGAAGGCAAGGUUUCCAAAGCUAAGAUUAUCUUCACUUCAAAAGACAAACCGAUGCUGAGAGCUGGAAAAGGAUCCGUCCAGCGGAAAUUUACAGUUGUGGAAUUUCGGCGGGAGCUGGAUGCCCUGUAUGAACAUGAAUGA